ACUGUCAGAUAAGAUGUUUGUCAACGGGGAAAAUGUUUAUCAAUUAUUAUUACUGUAAUAAAACAGCCGCAAAACGUUCUAUUACUUUAAUUCAACAUUCAUAUCGAUCAUCAGUGUAGUUAUCGAUUAUUUGAAACCACAUGUCAUCAACUAAUCAAAAGACAACAUCUUUUUAUCAUAGGUUAUAAACAGAUUACACAAAUCGGUUAUUCUGCUCGGCACGACUCAAUGAGCAGCUGUAUCGAAAGUGUAAAUGCUUGAUUGAGUUACGGAAGGUCUAUUGAUGUUUGAUAUUAUUUCGGGAAGUAGUUAGUGCGGUGCUUGUGACCGGUAAUCACGGAGAUCUGUCAUCAUGCUGUCGUGGGUACAACACCGAUGGACCGGCCUGUGUCUGCUAGUGAUGGGCCUAGGGGCCCUAAUGUUGUUCAUGUUCGGUUUCUUCCCGCUGAAGUAUCACUCGGGAAAUUUGGCGCAUAUGAAUAAUUUGCCUAACUUUAUUGGGGGAGUCAGUAUUGAUGGGCAAGAAGUUUACAACUCAGGAGAGAACACCGUGGUUCUCAUGGUCAUAGACGGGCUCCGAUAUGACUUUGUCACAGAAGAGUACAUGCCGUACACCGGACAGCUCCUCAAGAACAAAUCUGCAUGUAUAUAUGUAUCUGUAGCAGAACCACCUACAGUCACAAUGCCCAGGAUUAAGUCUCCAGAGCUUAAGAAGGAAAGGGCACAGUGGAGGCGCACCAUAAACUUCUGGCGGGAUAUAUUCGCCAUGAUGACAGGCAGCGUAUCGACUUUCGCCGACGUGGCGUUGAACUUCGGCGCGCCGGCCGUCCGCGGCGACAGCGUGUUGCGCGUGGCGGCCGAGAGAGGGCGCCGCUCCGUUAUGUACGGAGAUGACACGUGGCUCAGACUCUUCCCUGGACUUUGGGCUGAAUCUGAUGGGACCACGUCUUUCUAUGUCACGGAUUAUACUGAGGUAGACAACAACGUCACCCGGCACUUAGACAAAGUGCUGACACCUGACGACAAGAGGAAGCCAACGUUCGACUUCCUAGUGCUCCACUACUUGGGUCUAGACCACAUUGGACACCUAGAGGGCGCUAGGAGCAAGAAGAUAAGACCGAAGCUGCAGGAAAUGGAUGAUGUUGUUAAGAAGAUCUUUGAGGCUAUGCAGAAAUGGGACCGGCCGGGCACCCUGUUCGUGUGCGGCGACCACGGGAUGCGCGACGCGGGCGGACACGGCGGCUCCACGCCCGCCGAGGUGCUGGUGCCACUUGUCGUGGCCCGCACCGACCCCUACCAGUGCCCGCACCCUGACAGCCACGGUCCGACAGUGGCCCAGGUAGACCUAGCGCCGACUAUAGCCUGGCUGCUGAACGCGCCCCCUCCCGGCGACAGCACGGGCCGGAUGCUGCCCGGGCUGCUGCCCGACGGCAUCCUGCAGCGCCUCUACCUGCUGCACAUCACCGCGCGGCACAACGCCGACCAGUGCGCCGGCAAGGCUGCCACGGAGACAGAAUUCUAUAAACAAUUCGAACGCGCCGAGAAACAAUUCGCGCACUACCUCGCCACAGGGGAGAAAAGCGCGGCCAAGAUCGCCAAGGAAUUCUACGAGGACUCUCUGGAAAAGAUGGCCGAGUACCUUACAGAGGCCACUGUUGGGUUCGACUUGUUUGCUAUAGGAGUGGGCAUCGUUCUGCUUUAUUGUAUCGCCGUAUCCCUCGUCUGCACAACCCUGUAUUCGCUCCAACCAGAUACCUCCCGCAGGUACAGCGUCCACAGCCUCCACGCCAAAUCCACAUGGGGCUCGAUAAUCGCCUUCAUCAGCGUCUUGGCAAUCACCAACAGCAUACUAGUUAUCUCCUGCUAUAUCACUGAAACUAAAACACAAUUCUGUUCCAUGCGAGGCAUCUGGCUCGCGAUUUUCCUGCUAGUCUCUUGUGUAUUAUCCAUGUCCUAUUGGAUCAUCAAAACGAGCAUAGAAAAGAUUAAAGACUUGUCUUUGUUGCGAGAUUUGAACGCGAUAGACUAUCUUCUAAUCAUCGGAACUUUAUUUCAUUCGUGGUCCUUCUUUGGGACUAGUUUUAUAGAAGAGGAGCAUAUGACGUGGUAUUUCUUUUGGAACACAUUAAUGUUCUUCAUAUUAGUGCGGACGCUGGCGGUGGUUGUUAUAUACUUGUCGAGGAAACUGAGCGGUGCUACGGAGGUACAGGAAAAGCCUGAGCUAGAGCAAAGGAUGAGCGCGGUCGGAGUUGGGAUCGUGCCGAAAUGGGUGCUGCUUAUUGCCUUACACAGGUAUUUAAGAACAAUGAACCAGACUGGAGAUCGCUGGCUGUUCCUUCCGGAUACGGCGGACUGGCUGAACGCACCCGAAAACGCCUUCUAUCUGCAAGCACAUCUAGUCAUUGGAACCGUCGCAACUUUAGGAAUAUGCCUCUACAACCUCCGGCACACCAACAACCUCAGCCACAUCCACACAAUCUUCACAACGGCCGCCGCCAUAUGCAUAUUCUGCUACCGCAUAGCCACCGACUCUCUUCACUCGCCCUUCGAAGACAUUAAGUCCUGGGACACGGUCCAUAUAGUCAAUGUCUUCUGGGUUAUAUUACUAGCCCAAUUCGUUUUCGAAUUCCUAACCUACGUCGGCGUAUUUAAAAACUGCGGCGUCAACCCAGCCACCCGUAACACUGUCAGCAGCAACCGAUUCGACUACAAUAAAUCUAAAGCGAAAACAGAGGAUUAUUUCUACGAACCUCUGAUAGAAGAGCCGUGGAACUUGGAAGAAGUAAAAUUAAACUUUGCUCGUUCAAUGUCGCACCUUAUGUUGAACGACUUAAUGUUGAUAAUCGCUCUGCUGAUGAGGCCGCAUAAUGUGAUAAUGGUGCCGAGCGUGUAUGUAACUUGUGUGUUGACGUCGAAGUGUAUGGACCAUAAGUUGCUGGAUUCGAGGUCGGGGAGGAAUACGGAGGUGGUAGAUAUUUUGAGUCGGACGCUGGUUCACGUUUGGAUUGGAUGCCUUUUCUUCUUUUACCAGGGUAACUCCAACAGCCUAGCGUCAGUAGACCUCGGGUCGGGCUACGUGGGGCUGCGCUCGUACUGCGCCGUGCGCGUGGCGCUGCGCAUGGGCAUCCACGCGUACGCCGGGCCCGCGCUCGCCGGCGCCGCGCUCUACUGCCAGCUGGCGGCGGAGGCGACGACCUGGCGGCAAUACCUCCAAACAGUAUGGCGAGCGACCAACAUAUUCGCUCUCCAGCGAGUAUACUCCGUCGCUGUAUACUGCGUAGUAGCCACCGUAUUCCGACACCAUCUAUUCGUGUGGACGGUCUUCUCGCCAAAGCUGCUUUAUGACUUCGUGGCCAUGACGUUCACUAUACAAGCUUUAGUUACCAUAGCCGAGAUAAUAGGUCUAACACACUUAACUAGUUGGAUAGCGCAAGCGUUUGUGAGUAAGUCGAGACUGUGAUACAUUAGAGUUAGCGUUUUCUUAUGCCAC
Messenger RNA from Cydia amplana, 3490 nucleotides. RefSeq names its product GPI ethanolamine phosphate transferase 2 (gene PIG-G). Lineage: Eukaryota; Metazoa; Arthropoda; Insecta; Lepidoptera; Tortricidae. Gene Ontology annotation, cellular component: endoplasmic reticulum membrane. The transcript is spliced from 13 exons. The record is from RefSeq and is a predicted model, not a curated record. Gene Ontology annotation, biological process: GPI anchor biosynthetic process. Bases 353 to 3460 code for a protein of 1035 amino acids.